Molecule: messenger RNA, 1963 nt
Organism: Rosa rugosa (rugosa rose)
Lineage: Eukaryota; Viridiplantae; Streptophyta; Magnoliopsida; Rosales; Rosaceae
Product: ALBINO3-like protein 2, chloroplastic
Exons: 14
Coding region: 38-1693 (551 amino acids)
Biological process (GO): mitochondrial respiratory chain complex IV assembly; protein insertion into mitochondrial inner membrane from matrix
Cellular component (GO): mitochondrial inner membrane
Molecular function (GO): membrane insertase activity; protein binding
Source: RefSeq, a predicted model, not a curated record
GCCUAAAACCCUAGACUCGUUUCCGCACCCGCCACAAAUGGCAACCUCCUCCAAGCUCUUCCGUCGUCUCCGCCCCUCCUUCAACUUCCUUCCCGCUCUUUCUCACUCCCGCCAAUUCCACCUCCUCUCAAACCCUAUCCCUAUCCCUAAAUCUAACUCCAACACUCACCUUCGGAACGCCUUCGCGUUUAAUCAAACUCUCGCUUCCUCCCACUCUCGAUUUUUCUCCUCCGCCUCUGCCUCUCCAGAUGAAUCGGAUUUCGGCGGAGUCGCCGACGACUCUGCUACUCAGUUUGAGGUUUUGGAUUUUGGUGCUACUGCUAGUGGUGAAGAGUCGCUGCUUCCGGUUCAGGGCCUCAUUUCGGUGCUCGAUCACUUCCACGAGCUCACUGGUUUGCCAUGGUGGAUAGUGAUUGCGUCCUCUACUGUGGCUAUGAGAGUCGCAUUGCUUCCGUUGCUUAUUGUGCAGCUUAAGAAGCUGAAGAGGAUCGGAGAGUUGUCUCCGAAAUUGCCUCCUCCACUGCCACCAAUGUUCUCAGGAAAGAGUUAUACUGAUCACAUUUCUGUAUUUCGAAAGGAAAGAAGGGAAAUUGGAUGUCCCUCGUUCUUGUGGUUCCUUGCGUACUUCUCUGUCCAGAUUCCAUGCUUUUUCCUGUGGUUGACUACCAUUCGCAGAAUGUCACUGGAUAAUCAUCCUGGAUUUGAUUGUGGUGGCACUUUGUGGUUCCAGAAUUUGUCUGAAUUACCUCAUGGUGUUUCAGGCCCCAUUUUUCCUCUCCUGAUUGCUGGUUUGCACUAUGCCAAUGUUCAGAUUUCUUUCAAGGCAUCUUCUCUCAAGACAAUGAAGGGGGUGUUUGGCACAUUAGCUAAAUGCUACAAGUAUUAUUUGAAUUUCAUAACAUUGCCUUUAUUUUUUAUCGGCUACAAUAUUCCUCAGGGAAGUCUAGUCUAUUGGGUUACAAAUAGCUCAAUAAGUGUCAUUCAGCAAUUAGCUCUGAAGGAUCCUGCUGUACGUGCAAAGUUGGGGUUGCCAGACAAUGACAGGCCUACAGAAACUGAGAAUUCUGAGAAGUUGGGUAUUCCUGAAAUAUCACCCUUAGCUUCUCCUACUAAAAUGAAGAAAAUAUCUUUACAGAACCUGUCACCUAAAGAACUUGUUAAUCUUUCAAUUCAAGUCUUAUCAGAAGGAGAUAAAGAAAGAGCACUUCCUUUGCUAGGACUUGCUCUUGAGAAAGAUCCCGAGUAUGUACGAGCAUUGAUUGUAAUGGGUCAGACUCUAUUGCAGAAAGAAUUGCAUGCGGAGGCUACUAAAUACUUGGAACGUGCUAUAACCAAGCUCUUUAGUACCGGGGUUCCCACAAGAGUGGAGGAUAUUGAUAAUCUAAUUCUUGCGUCUCAGUGGACGGGUGUUGCCUACAUACGGCAGGGAAAAUUCACAGAAGGGAUUGUACACCUGGAUAGAAUUGCUCAAUUGAAAGAGCCAGAUGAUCCAAAGAGCAAGGCUCAUUAUUUUGAUGGGUUGUUAAUGCUGGCAAGUGCUCUAUCCAAUGUGGGUCGCAAGGAUGAAGCUUUAAAGCACCUGCGCUUGGCUGCUGCUUAUAAUCCUGCUUACAAUGAAUAUGUGGAGCAGUGUGAAAAUGAGGACGAUGGUUUAGUCAGUGAUCUUGCCAGCAGUAGACGAUCCGAUUAUUGAUUCUCAAAUGCAAAUUUUGCUAGGGCAGUGCCAUUUGCACUCAUCUGAUACAGGAUUUUAGAAAUACAACCGGGAGUGCCAAUAGCAUUCCCCUUUAUUUAUACUGGUUUGUAUCUGAUUUGAUACUUGAUAGUACAUUAAUUUUUCAGUUUUAUAGUUACCGAUCAUUGAUUUGUAUCUUUACAAUAAAAUUCUACAAUGUCCUGUCCUGGAUUAAAUAACUUACCAGGCAAAUCAUUAAUGAAAAUCAGUUGUUGAAAUGUCUUGUUC